This is a messenger RNA of Nymphaea colorata (pocket water lily), 6039 nucleotides long. Its product is annotated as protein PHYLLO, chloroplastic. Gene Ontology annotation, biological process: menaquinone biosynthetic process; amino acid catabolic process. The transcript is spliced from 28 exons. Bases 205 to 5421 code for a protein of 1738 amino acids. Gene Ontology annotation, molecular function: 2-succinyl-5-enolpyruvyl-6-hydroxy-3-cyclohexene-1-carboxylic-acid synthase activity; thiamine pyrophosphate binding. NCBI's taxonomy places the organism in Eukaryota, Viridiplantae, Streptophyta, Magnoliopsida, Nymphaeales, Nymphaeaceae. The record is from RefSeq and is a predicted model, not a curated record.
AUAUCAAAACUCCCUCCAUCCUCCACCGUCGCUCUAUCCUCUCGUUCCCGGGCCCUGCCUGUUGGACUCUCCGCCAGAAGGAGGUUGCCGAUAAAUCAGAACGCAUUGAAAGGAUGACAAGCCGUCACCUGCCAUAGAGAGAGAGAGAGAGAGUGUGUGUGUUCGUUUGCGUUCGCUGCUAUAAGGAAUCGAUUGAACUGGAAAAUGAGGGCGACUUUGCCGGAAAGGAAAACGGUUACCGGCCGUCUCGACCUUUUUCACGGUGUGACGCCGCUCGCCCGGCGCAAAUCACCGCUGUCCUAUUUCCCGACGCGUUCGCCGCGUAAAUUGGCAUCCCUCGAGCUCUCGCGCUUCAGUUUUCUGCCUGGUUUGAAGGUAGUGAAAGCAAGCAUUUCAAGAGGAACAGAUGCUGUAGUGGACACUCUAUCGAGGAUGGAGUGUUCUGAUUUUCCAGUUGAAAUUUGUGAAACCCGUACCCUGCCCCCUGCCCUUACACUACGGGAUGGUGUAAUGGCUCUUCGUGAAGCCAUUACAAAUCUGAAAUUGGACCCUCCUUGUCUGAAAAGUGGCGUCCUGAGAUACCAGAUUGCUGUGCCUCCAAGCAUAAAGGCUCUAGACUGGAUUAUAUGCCAACUACAGUCACAUCAAAUGCUCCCACAAAUUUAUUUUUCUCAAAAGCCAAGAGAUGACUUCAUGCACGAAUCAAAUGCAUUGCUCGGAGUAAUGGCACUCUCUGGAAUCGGGUGUGCAGUUUAUUUUGAAGGGUCUGAGUUUCCUAAUGAAUUUAUGAAAAUGAAAAGGUUUUUGGCAGCAGAUUCACCCUCUAUAAGGGCAUAUGGAUGCAGAUUUCAAAAGUCACAUGAGGAUUCAUCCAGGUGUGAUGUGAAAUAUUAUUUUUUUAUUCCUCAGAUUGAACUUGUUGAAUUCCACAACGGCUCCCUGAUUGCAGCUACUUUGGCUUGGGAUGAAUUUUCAGCCAAUGGUUUUGAGAAAUCCAUUCUUUCUCUUGAGCUGUCACUUAACCAGAUAGUUUUACAUGUUAUGGUGAUGAAAGAUGCCUGCUAUGACAGAUGGUGGAAUCAGUCUCAUGAUAACUUGGAUGUAGAAGAUGAAUCAUCUGCAAAACUGGUAAUCCUUUCUGCAAAUUCUUGCUUUGGAACAGUGGAUUGUAAUGAUGUCCUUGUACUGGAUGUAUCUCAAGGCUGCCAUCGCUUCUAUUUCCGCUUAUCAGCAAUGACUGCUUUCACUAGAAACAUGGAUAAUGCUCCUGUUCCCUUCACUGGCACUCUGGAGAGUUGUUUGAACAUUAAUUCAUUGUGGGCGACCCUUAUUGUGGAAGAGUGCUGUCGACUUGGAUUAACAUACUUUUGUAUUGCACCUGGUUCAAGAUCGUCUCCACUUGCAGUUGCUGCUGCAAGUCAUCCUAAUGCCACAUGUAUUUCUUGUUUCGAUGAAAGAUCACUUGCAUUCCAUGCCGUUGGAUAUGCAAGAGGUUCUUGUGGACCUGCAGUUGUGAUCACAUCAUCAGGCACUGCAGUAUCAAAUCUAUUACCAGCUGUGGUGGAAGCAAGUGAGGAUUUUGUCCCACUUUUGUUACUUACAGCUGAUCGCCCUCCAGAACUGCAAGAUGUGGGAGCAAAUCAAGCAAUUAACCAGGUCAACCAUUUUGGUUCAUUUGUGAGAUAUUUCUUCAGUCUUCCUCCUCCGGAUGAUCAUAUUCCAGCAAAGAUUGUAUUGACAACUAUAGAUUCUGCGGUCCAUCAUGCAACAAUUUCACCCUGUGGCCCUGUACAUAUUAACUGUCCCUUUCGAGAACCAUUGCAUAAUGGUUAUGAAAGAUGGGAUGCAAGUUGCUUAGUAGGAACAAAUUUGUGGACUUCCAAAGUUAAACCUUUCACCAAGUAUAUUAGUAUUGCACAUGCUUCAGUAUUCAGUUAUGAAGGCGAUAUUUCAGAGCAAUUGAAGGAGGUAUUGAACUUAAUUAAUGGGGCAGCUCAAGGGCUUUUAGUGCUUGGUGGAAUUCAUUCUGAAGAUGAUAUCUGGGCAGUACUUCUACUUGCUCAGCACUUACGUUGGCCAGUAGCGCCUGAUAUUUUAUCAGGUUUGAGACAACGGAAAGUAAUGACAAGUCUUCUAGAUUCUGAGAAGAAGUUUAUGUUCAUUGACCAUUUAGAUCAUGCUCUACUAUCAGAAUCUGUAAGGGCAUACAUAAAGCCUGACGUUGUUGUGCAGAUAGGAAGCAGGCUAACUAGCAAAAGGAUUGCAAGAAUGUUGGAGAUGUGCAGCCCUCAAUCCUACAUUAUGGUUGAGAAGCAUCCACAUCGUCAUGAUCCUUCUCAUAUUGUUACUCACAGGAUCCAGUGCAGCAUCGUUGAAUUUGCUUCUGUAAUAUUGAAAUUCGUCCAACCAAGUACAAGAAGCAAUUGGUGCACUUGGCUGCAGGCAUUGAAUGCAAUGGUUGCAUGGGAGAUAUCAUUUCGACUACAUGCCGAGGAAUCACUGUCCGAACCUUUUGUGGCACAAGUGGUGUCUGAAGCGCUAUAUCCUGAUGCUGCCAUGUUUCUUGGAAAUAGCAUGAUAAUAAGAGAUUUUGACAAUUAUGCUCAUACUUGGAUGCAAAGUGAUGAACGUGGUGCAUAUAAAUUCACCAAGUUAGGAGUUCCCAGCAUUGGCGUAAGGGUUGCAGGAAACAGGGGUGCCAGUGGCAUUGAUGGGCUGCUUAGCACAGCUAUUGGCUUUGCUGUAGGCAGCAAGAAGCGAGUGCUAGUUGUCAUUGGAGACAUGUCCUUCCUUCAUGAUACAAAUGGGUUGGCAAUUCUAAAUCAAAGGAUGUUGAGGAAACCUGUUACCAUAGUGGUGAUCAACAACCGUGGAGGUGCAAUAUUUAGAUUACUUCCAAUUGCAGAUAGAACACCGGCUAGUAUAAUGGAAAGAUAUUUUUACACAUCUCAUGAUGUGAAAGUUGCAGAGCUGUGCAUGGCUCAUGGUGUAAAACAUCUGCAGGUUCAGACAAAGAAAGAACUUCAAGAUGCAUUAGCAUUAUCACAUCAAAGUCUUUCAGAUUGCGUAAUUGAAGUCAACAGUUUUAUUGAAAAGAAUGCCACAUUUCACAGUGACUUACAAAAGUUCGCUCAACAAGCAGCUGAGAGUACACUGGCCACUCUUUUGAAGAUAUCUGGUGUCUCUUACUCCAAUAUUGACUCACCUUGCAGAAUUAUGAAAAUGCAAUAUUCAUUAUACAGAAUUCUGCUUUCUGCACCCACCACAGCUACCAAAGUCAAUGAUAGAACUGAGAGGUGCUAUAGAGAGGGGUUCGUUUUAACAUUGUAUCUUCAAAAUGGAAACAUGGGAAUUGGAGAGGUAGCCCCAAUGGAGAUCCAUAGUGAAGAUCUUGUGGAUGUGGAAGAACAACUAAGAUUUCUGUGCCACAGAAUUCAGGGAGUGGAGUUAAGCCCUUUAUUGCCUUUAUUCAGGGGCUCUUUUGCAUUGUGGAUGUGGAGAACUAUUGGAAUACAGCCAUCUACCAUUUUCCCUAGUGUCAGGUGUGGUUUAGAGAUGGCGGUCCUGAAUGCACUAGCAGCUGUAAAAAAUUCUAGCAUGUUAGAUCUGAUAUUAGGUGGUGAAUCCUUGCACAUCUACAGAAUGGAUACAGCGGGAAAAUGCAUUUCAAAUGCAACAAGAGUGCAGACGUGUGCUCUUGUUGAUUCCGAUGGUUCAGCCGAGGACAUUAUAGAUAGAGUUUCUCAACUUGUUAAAGAUGGCUUCUCAACUGUCAAGCUGAAGGUUGCUCGAAGAGCAAGUCCUUCUGAAGAUGCUGCUAUUAUCCAGGCUAUUCGGAACAGAUUAGGAUAUCAAAUAAAUAUUAGAGUAGAUGCUAACAGAAUGUGGACAUUUGAAGAAGCCAUAGAGUUUGGAAAGUGUAUUGCCAGCGAUUCUUUGCAGUACAUUGAGGAACCUGUGCAGAAUGAGGAGGAUAUUGUCAGAUUUUGUGAGGAAACCAGUCUACCUGUUGCUUUGGAUGAAACAAUUGACAAUUUCAAAGGAGAUAUUUACAAGCUCACAAAAUUUUUACAUCCUGGAAUAGUUGCUUUUGUCAUCAAGCCAAGCUAUAUUGGUGGCUUUGAAAAUUCAUCACUCAUUGCAGAGUGGGCAGAACAGCAUGGUAAGAUGGCUGUUAUUAGUGGGGCUUUUGAGAGCAGCAUAAGCUUAUCUGCUUAUGUUCAGUUUGCCUUCUAUAUUGACUGGAAAAGGAUGGAAUACCACAAGAUGAGGGAUAUGGGCCCAGCACCAGCUGUUGCUCAUGGUCUUGGAACAUAUCAGUGGCUACAGGAGGAUGUCAUCAUCAAACCACUCAAGUUUGCGCUUCAUCCACAUGGCAACUCAGUGGAAGCAUCAGUAGAAGAUGCAAAACAUGUUUUUCACAACUUUCAGAUCAACCAUGAUAGGGUCCGAAGAAGUUAUGCACAGGGAAAGAUUAAUUCAUAUAGUUUAACAGCAAAAGUCAAGGAUCUCUUGUACUCCCUUCAGGUUCUCGACACCGGGAAAAGAGAAGAUGAUGGAGAGGCAAUUGUUUUUCUUCAUGGCUUUCUGGGAACUUCUGAAGACUGGACUCCAAUGAUGGAGGCCAUUUCAGCAACUAGAAGAUGCAUUUCAUUUGAUCUGCCAGGCCAUGGAAAAUCCCAACCCAUGGAAAAUAAUUUAGAGAAGAUCCUAGCUAGAAAGUCAAAUUCAUUUGAACAAUUUAUGAAGGAAAUCAUCAAAGUAAUAAAUUGUAUUACUCCUGGAAAGGUUGUUCUUGUUGGGUAUUCGAUGGGUGCAAGAAUGGCACUAUACACUGCCCUAAGACAUAGUGAGAAGGUUGCAAAAGCUGUAAUAAUAUCAGGAAGUCCAGGUCUAAAGGACUUAAAAAUGAGAAAAUAUCGAGCUGCUCAUGAUGAAGCUAAAGCAUCUUAUCUUGCUAAACAUGGACUAGAACACUUUCUGAAGUCCUGGUAUGCAAGAGAUCUUUGGGACAGCUUUUGCUGCCAUCCUCUGUUUGACCAAAUAACUCAAAGUCGUGCGAAGCAUGCUGAUGUAAAUGCACUUUCAGCUUCUUUGUCAGACUUCAGCACAGGGAAACAACCGUCCCUCUGGGAAGACCUGAGACAUUGCAGGGUGCCACUUCUUUUCAUUGUAGGGGAGAAAGAUGCAAAAUUCCGAAAGAUUACUGAGCAGAUGUAUGCUGAUGUCACUAGAAAAGUAAAUACGAGUAGAGAUCAUCCUGUGAGCACAGCGACAUACAAUGAAGAAUGUGAGCAGGUGAGGGAGCUUCAUCGUGUACUUGUGGUACCCGAUUGUGGGCAUGCUGUUCACUUGGAGAGCCCUCUUCCUGUUAUAAAUGCCAUUCGGAGGUUCUCAAAUGGCUCUGACUUAAUGACCUGAUAACACCCCUCUACGUGUUGGGGAUAAAAGUUGGCUGUCAGGAUGGUUGAUGUUGAACACAUGGAUGGCAUUUCCUUCCUUAGAAAGAACGGGAUGCAUUGUCACACCUUUAUUUUCAGUUAACGUGCUCCAUCUUCUGCCAUGCAUCUUGGUCAUAUCUUGAGGACUUUAGCUUUGUGUACAUACUCGAGGGAGGUGAAGCUUGCAUUAUGCUUAACCAUCUGUGCCUCUUUUCUGCCAAAAUAUGGCUUUCUAGCAUGAAUACCUACUGAAAGAGGUCAUGCUCUUGAUCAUGGAAGCAUCAGUUGGUGGCAGUGUCCACGAAACGUAGGUGACUAUACAUUACCUGCAGAUAUGUAAUAUUCUAGAUGAUGGAUCACUGAAUUUCCUUCAGAGUGGCUUGUCUCUGAGCCUCUUGCAGCAUCUCAUGGGCCAUCUCCCUGCACAUUAUCCUUAGACGAGCUUGCUCCUCUGCUCGACUAUUUGAUACAUAAUAUUUUUGUUAUUUGAUACAUAAUAUUUUUAUUGUGACGGUGUUUCAUUUUUCUAAGUGGAUCCGUAGUUCACCUACAAUGAUGGGUUGUUGAUACAAGGCAAAUAUGAGAAAAUACUGGGUUC